Racocetra persica is the source of this 915-nucleotide messenger RNA. Lineage: Eukaryota; Fungi; Glomeromycota; Glomeromycetes; Diversisporales; Gigasporaceae. The record is from the annotation of a GenBank genome assembly.
AUGCAAGGCUCAAAUCGAACAAUUGAUAUUAGUAGUGCUUCGGUUAUAGAUCUUAAGGCUGAACUUUUCAAACAGAAAGAAGAAUUUCGAAAACAAAAAGCAGCAGUAAAUAAUCAACCCGGUUCUGCAGCUCUAAGAAGGGUCGUAAAGAAAUCAGGACUAUGGGAACGUCAAAAUAGGGGAGUAAACGAAAGAUCUCAGAAAGAUGAAUUAGAAAUCGUUGAAGCACCGACACUGGAAGCCAGUCGAAUAGUAAUGGAAAGGAAAGCUAAAUUAUACGAUCAAUUGAAAAAGACUGGCAUUAGUGAUGAGAAGCUUGCUGAAGAAAUCUUGGUUGAUUUUGAUCGUAAAGCACUGGAACAUAUAUCGGAUGAUGAUGAGGAUAAAACAAAUACUGAGAAUGAUCCAUGGAUAGAAUACACUGAUGAAUUUGGAAGAACGCGCAUGGCGCGUAAAAGUCAAGUCCCAAAGGAAGAGUCCUCACCUCCAAGUACGUUGCUACCCGGUGAAGGAGAAGCUGAAGAUAUAUCAGCAAUGGAACAAGAGCGGCGACUAUGGGAAGAAGCGGCUUUGGAAGAAUUGAAAAAUGGCGGUCCACUUCACUACGAUGAAACAAAGGAAAUCCGUACAAAGGGUGUUGGUUUUUAUCGUUUCUCAAAAGAUGAGCUGGAGCGUGAAGAACAAAUGCGUGCAUUAAAAGAGAUGAGACUUGAGACCGAAACGAAACGAUCUAGUCAUCAAAGCAUUAAAGAAAAACGAAAAGCACAAUUGGAUGCAAGAAUGGCAAUGAUUCGUGCAAAAAGACAAAAAAAUACAUCCGUUGUGGAGUCGACAUCAGUACAACCGUCAUCUAUACAGAAAGAAGAGCCUAAAUUAGAUUCAUUAACUAGUAUAUCUACUGUGCAGAAUAUCUAA